Amoebophrya sp. A25 is the source of this 4801-nucleotide messenger RNA. The record is from the annotation of a GenBank genome assembly. Lineage: Eukaryota; Dinophyceae; Syndiniales; Amoebophryaceae.
CUCGCUUUACAAUUGCGGUUGUUAUAUUAUAAGGUCGAUGCCCACGACUGUCAGCAAUAUUGAUCACCCGCAUGUUUUUCUCUAGUUCGCCCACGCCCUCAUUUUGAUCCUAUACACUUCUAUGUGUAAAUAAAUUAUAGUAGACUUAUAUAAUUAUGGAAUAAAAAGAUUAAGACUCAUCUAGAAGUACCUCAACCUGCACUCUAGUUAUAAUGAAAAACACGGAGAAAGAGUUCUAGUUUUCCAUGAUCAUGAAUUAUCAUAGUUGAUAAAACUACGUUUCAUCUUGCACUUCUUGAUUUUUUGCUUUUUUGCUCAGUAUCCACAGGCGCAAUCUUCAUCUUCUAGUUCUAGUAGUGUAACAUACUUAUUAAUUCUGUAGUUGAUGAUCUAGAAUACUCAGAAUGGACGAAUAACACGAACCUCUACCGCCCAGUGGUGGUCUUCCUGCGACUUCGUUGAAAAGAAACUCGAAUAAAGCGACCGCCAAGAUGGUGAUGGAGAAGGAAACGACAGCAGUGGGGGACUCUGCGGACCAAAAGCGCAGUACUACUGCUAAAGGUGUACGCGAGCCGCCAUCGGAAGUUAUGAAAAACGAAGAUUCGAUCACGAUAACCAGUAUCAUUUUUCUAGUACGAGUUCUAGUACAUCACUUUCCAGGACAUCAUAGGUCAUCCUAGCUGCACUUCUGGAGAAAGUGCACUGGAACUAGUAUCAUUGUUCUAAAUCCUCCUCCUAGCUGCACUUUUAUCUCUCUAAUGUUAAUUCAACCUCUACUACUCUAGUGUUAUUAAUUUCAACAACCUCCUCUAAUCCGGAACACGAACAAGAAUGGAUACGAUUACACACGACCUUGUUGAAGAUCAUUCAAAGAACGGAUUGCGGCGUGAUCAUCUUUGCGCAGGUUAGGCCAUUGCUGGAACAAGAAUGGGCGGUACCUACUUCGGGAACCUUUGACUUGAGGAAAGCGACAUGGGGAUACGAUUAUGGCUUCCUUGGUUGGUGUCAUCUAUAGUAUAAACAUGUUGAUUUAAAUGUUCUAAGAUGAAGAUGAAUCUUAAAAUGAUGCUGAUAACGAAGACGUUCUUUGUUCACAUGUUUACAUGUUCACAUGUCUUUUGUUUCGGACAUUCGUGGUUUUGUAGUUCUGGGUUUAUUUGAUGAGGACUUCGAAUUUCAUUUUUUAUACCACGCGGCAACCUUUUUCAACCUCUAAUACAUAUACACAAAGUUUCGGCAUCUAGUAUCAGAUGUGCUCCAGUGGUUGGCAACGAACGAUGAAAGCGCGGCCAUGCGUCUGGAGAAACUCAAAUUCUCUGCUGACCAGUUCGCUGAUCCUGAUCUAUGCCUAGUCCUCGUCGACAUGUACGAGAAAAAUAAGGACAAGCUCGUCCCGAUCCCGAAGAACAAGGCUGCAGCUAUACCAAGAAGAGCAGGAAAACAAGAAGGCGAAGAGGCUCCACCCAGCAGUCACACAGAGCACCGAAUACUGGAACAAGCUGUCCCUUCGGCCACGUCAAAUAAAAGUAAAGAUUCCACUUCUGCGACAACUUCUUCCAAGAAGAAAGCAGAGAAACAAAUAAAGGUAAAGGAUGGGACGGCGAAGAACAAUAAAGGUACAACAUCUCAAGAAGAAGAUCGCCAACGGUUGAUGGCAACCAGAGGUACAACAUCUUCGACGUCUUCGUCGACGCACCAUCAGAGAAAUUCAAAUGCGUCUAAGAAAGGUUCUGGUAAAGGCGGUAAGGGUAAGAACAGCAACAAUGUCAACGAGCAGAGGAGUACUACGGUUGCCUCCAGCACGACUCUGAAGAAAGGUUACAACCAUGGCGAACGGGGUUCUUGGUUUCCUCCGAAAGUGAGGCAUCAACAACGCUACACUUACCAGUCACCUUCAACUUUUGCUGGGUACUACACCUACCAUGAUGUUGGGGACAAUGGUGCAGUUGAUCAGCAUCUAGUAAGUAAUGGAAAUGGCGCUCUUCUUGGCGAGGAACCCCAACAUCUUUCGCAUUCAUCUCUGUUCGCGGCCGAUAUCAAGAACAGGACCGCUGCAGCUACGUCUGCGUCCUAUCUCGACCACACGGCAUUGAAAAGCGCUUACGAUCAUGAUUAUCAACGUAGUUCAUCUACUCUAUUUCAACAUCCGUCAGCACAUAAUUAUGCGAUCAGCACGACAGAGGAUCACAGUCCUUACAUUGGCGGCUACCACGUGAUAGACCCUCAAACGGCAGAGUAUCACUCAGUUUUUCUUGAUGCCAAUGGAGGAGAGCAUAUCGUGUACCCGCCAGCAGCGGGAGCAAUUUUCUAUCCGCCCCCGUAUCUCUUUGACGGUGCAGCUGGACUGCAACUACAUGGCAGUGGACUACAUGGAGGUGCUGGUGGGUUACUACACUCAGCCACAUCACUGCAACAUACAUCACUGCAACAUGAUUCCGAAGAGGCACAUCAUGAGGACCACUUGAUGAACUUGUUUCCUUUCAGCAGUAGUUCGAUGCUGAUGAAUCCGAGUCUCUUAUUCCCACCUACAACAUCGACGUCAAGCUCCUCGAUCAAGGUGAAGGUAGACUCCGUCGGAGUAGUAGCUGCAAUUGGCGAACGUGAAGAAGGAGGUGUCGUGUCCUCAGCACUGGGCGAACGUGAAGAAGGAGGUGUCGCGUCUUCAACAUCUUCAACACCUGCACCGGGAAUCGCGGGAGAUCCAGCUGAUGGAGGUGGCAGAGCUUAUAUCGUUGGAGAAACAGAACAAGCCCAAGCUGGUCGGGGAGCCUCGACUUCUUCCUCGGACUCAAAGAGCAAGGCCAAGGGCGGCGGCAAGAAGCGCCAGAACAAGAAAAAGAAAACCACUGGAGCCGGAGGUGAAGAAGAGCAGGGGAAGAAAACCUCCACCACAGCGUCACCCACGGACCCAAAAGAGGAGAUGAACGAUAGAAAAAAGUCGCCAAACCCAGGAGCAGCUGUAGCUCCUGAAGACGGAUCCUUGCAUCUGCAGACACAGAAAGAGAAAGUCGAUCUUCUUCAUACAUCAGAGAAUGCUGAAGGUAUUAAACUGGAGCCACAACUUCUAAACGAUUUAGAUUUACCAACAUCCGAGGAACUAAUCGUCUCUCUAGAGGACUCUCUAGAAGAGGAAGCAUCAGAAGAGAAGGUUCUUUCUGGAUCUGGGGUCCUCGUAGGGGCUACAACUAGUAGUACUAGUACGAAAAUGAUAACAGGAUCCUCUUCUGGAUCGUCUUCUGCCACUGCCAGUUGUAAUCUUCAGCAUCCAAGCAAGAGCAGGAGAGUGGACGAGCAAGAGCAUCAACUUCAGCGUCUGAUCGAAGAGCUAGACCAGAGCAAAGCGGCGCAAAGCCAUGCCUGUUUCGAACGGGACCAGCUACGAAAUGAGAACGUGGCACUGCGGGAUGCGAAUUUCAGCCUAAUGAAUUCGAUGCGCAAGAUCAAGAUCGAGAACGUGGAGUUGAAAAAACGAAUUUCCGAGUUCAAUGCCAAAGCGCAUGAAACCUAUCUGAAAUCGCUAUCAGACGCUAAUUGGUGGAACUCUCAGGUUGUCAGAACUUCUGCUGGUGGACAUCAUCCUAGGACUAGUGCCGCAUCAGCGUCAGUGGUGGUAGAUCUAGCCGCUCCUCCAAUACCUUCGACCGCGCCUUUGCCUCCUGGAGCACUGCCGGAGGUAGCGGAACCUCCUUACAACACCGGAACUUCUAGUGGCAUAGCUACGGGCACCAUCAUGACGGCGUCUACUCCCGGAGGAGCUGGAGGUGACGCGUCGACUUCAUCUUGUUUAUUGCCAGGUUCGCUACCUACUUCAUCCUCGAUUCUGAAUAUGAGCAUGUCCACUGGCAAGACGAGUUCAACACCCGGUCCUCUCGGAGGUGGUACAACUUCUACUUGUCCAAGCACGACACAACUCAACAUAGCUGGCGUUGUAGAACCCGGCAUCGUGCAGCAUCGUGCGGCACUGCUGCAGCGGGGAUCGGGUUUUGCUGCCACUACGCCACCGACCAUGCUAGAGCAGGUGCAGCCGACAGGACAUCCGCCACUGCAAUUGCCCUCGACACGCAUAAAACAAGAGAUGCUCUCGACGUAUCAACUGCCUCUUGUUUCCCCAGGAGGCAAUGAGCAGGUUGGUGGUACAACUACAACAAGCGCUAUAGUUGGUGCCACAACUACAAGCGCUAGUAAUAUAUUCGCGAGCAGCUACAACUCUGGAACGGCAGGAGCACCUGGAGCAGGAUGUUCUCCCGGGACUGCACAUGGCGCGUCUUCUUCAUCCACUUCUAGUAGCUCCAGUUCCUCGACAACAACAGUUGUUGUGAAGACCAACAACAAUCUUCUGAAUGGAAUAGAUUUGAAUGGAGCUAGUGGAUGUGGACCCCAUCAUGGGCAACUACAACUUAAUAAUAGUACAGCUGGUGGUGCCACUUCCUCCUCCAGUACUACAGCUCCUUCUACCACUGUAACAACUACAGGCGGGGGGCUUGUGAGUCAGACUAUCCAGCACCAAGUCCAACAGCAACCGACUUCGCCUAGUCCUCUCGUCGUCGGUGGCUCUUUACUACGAGGCCCUGUCCAACAUCCUGGAGGGGAGCAGCAGUUAUCCAUGCAUUCCUUCGAUUUUCUGUCAGCGCAAACCAGUGGAGCAUCAACGUCCACAACGUUCUUGAGUGGACAACACACACCCCGUUUCAGCCAACCCAGUCCUGGACCGAAGAUUGUGAUUCCGUUCUCACGUGAUGACCGGGUCUUUAUUCCUCAAGGCAUUGUUCAACAGAAGAAAGGACAAUUCGACUCGACUUGA